AUGGUGAAUGACUUUGCACCAAAGACAAUUCAUAUCUCCUCUACGGGUGGUGGUAUCAGUCAUAUUGCCUGGACAUUGGAGAUUGGAAAAGUAUUAGCUCAGCGAGGUCAUAAUGUAUCCUUUGUCACCACAGAUCCUAAUGUCAAAUUCGGUGCAGCCUUCUUACCAGAUAUCAAGACAAUCUCAAUGGGUCCUCAUAUAUCCAAGGUAGAAUUUCGUGAUUUGUUUGAUGUUAAUGAUCCCGUCUCUCUCUCUGUCACCACAGCUUACCGAACCUUGAUCGCCGAUGUCUAUAAGCGUGAUUUUAACGCCUACACGCACAUCUUUGAAACCUCAAAUACAGCACUCGCUAUUUGUGAUCAAAUGGCUUUACCUUGUUUUGAUGCUGCUAAAAAAUUGAAUAUUCCAAUGAUUUUGCAUAUCACCAUGAGUCUUUCGGAAGAUACAAGAGCGCCUUUUAUUACGUCCUUCCAUACAGUGGGGCCACCUACCACCAGGGAUUUAAGUUUCAAGCAGAGAUUCUAUAACAGAUACAUCAGAUUGCCGAUCUUUCUUUAUCGUUUCUACCCCGUGGGCCAGGUGGUUAAAAAGGUACGCAAAGAAAUGGGCGUAGAAGAUUUCGACCCCUUGGGCCGUCAUUCCAACGUGAUCAAGAUGAUCAACAGUUUCUGGGGUAUGGAAAGCCCUAGACCUGUGGGGCCUUUUGUAGAGUAUGUUGGGCCUAUCAUCAGCAGUACCUAUGAUUCUUUACCUGCUACCAUGGAGCACUACAUGAACACACAUGCGCGUGUUGUUUACAUUGCCUUUGGACAGAUGUACACACCCAACGCACAAGAGUUCAAAGUACUCUUGACUAGUCUUCUAGAGGCGUACGAAUCCAAAGCUCUGGAUGGCUUUAUCUGGUCAUUCUCGCUCAAAUCUCGACAAGAACCUGACUUGCCUAUAUACAUUCAAACUCGAUCCAAAAAGAUUUAUAAUGUGGAAGACUUAUUCGACGGCAGUCUGGAUCCAAAUUUAAGAUUUGAAGCUUGGUCACCUCAAUUCGCCAUUUUAAAUCACCCUCAUUGUAAGCUCUUUAUCAGCCAUGGUGGAGCCAGUUCCAUCCAUGAAUCCUUGUUUAACGGUGUGCCCUUACUAUUGCACCCGUUUACAAGUGACCAGCCUGCCAAUGCUUAUACAAUGAAAGAGGCAGGUGUUGCAUUGACGUUGGACAGAAAGGCAUAUGAUUUUGAUGACACCGUCGAAAAGAUAAUCACGAUAUUAACCGAUAAAGACGGAACGUUCAAAUCUAACAUGGCGAGUAUGCAGGCUCUCGUUCAAUUAAAAAGUCGAGGCAAAAUUCAUGCUGCUGACAUGAUCGAAGAAGUCUUAUACUCGGUACGCAACAAGAGUGAUAUCUGGUACAGAAGGGAGGAAAGUGAUGGCAUGCCAUUGUUGAAAGUCACUAACUGGGAUAUCAACUUGGCUGCCUUGGCUUGUAUCGCUGCUUUCUUCACCAUCGUCUUUAAAGCACUGUUCAAGACGAUCUCAUUGCUCAAGUUUUUAUUCGUAUCACAUCAAAAGUUGAAGACCGCUUAA
Molecule: messenger RNA, 1578 nt
Organism: Mucor mucedo
Lineage: Eukaryota; Fungi; Mucoromycota; Mucoromycetes; Mucorales; Mucoraceae
Exons: 2
Coding region: 1-1578 (525 amino acids)
Molecular function (GO): UDP-glycosyltransferase activity
Source: RefSeq, a predicted model, not a curated record